AUGGACCCGCUCACAUUGUGCGUUUUACUGUUUAAAUUCUACUUCUUGGUGACAGCGGCGGAAUAUCACAGAGAUACUCAAGGUUCCAUUACAGUUCUGGAUUUUACUGCCUCUCUUUUACCUAGCAAAGCUCAAUUCCUGUCCGGGGAGGGGGAUUUUGAUUCUCCGAAACUUAACUUUGUGAACGAGACUGUCUAUGACUGGUGGUAUUUUGACGCGGUGUCAGAUGAUGGAGACUCUUCUAUAACCGUCUGCUUCUUUACAAGUUCCUCUACCGCAUUUCCUUUUCUGGUGCCUAACAAGGGAAUUCUACCCGUCUAUAUAUGGGCAUCCUUCCCCAAUGGGACCGUGUCUGUAUAUGCGGUCCACUCCCAAAAAGCGGUUAUUGAAACAUCUAGAGAUGGUUACGCAGGAAUAUACCACCCUAUAGAAAUGGGAUGGCAGGGCUCUGCAGAUCUUUCACGGUACCGUGUAUUCUUUAACGAUACAGUUCAUGGAAUCAAAGGCACAUUUGAUAUCAGAUCUGUAGCGCCACCACAUUACCCAUGCAGCGCCGCGUCUCGGAAUGUGGAUGUGCAAGUUUGCCCACAUGUUGGGUGGGCCAACGCCAUACCCGAUGGUAAUGCAUCGGUUGACAUGACAAUCGCAGGGUCAAGGCUCCGGUUUCAUGGUUCUGCAUAUCACGAUAAGAACUGGAGUGAUGUGCCUUUCACGUCGACAACAAGAACAUGGUAUUGGGGCCGUACUCGAAUUGGCCCAUACUCAGUCGUUUGGUUCUAUGUGCUUACUCCACAGCAUACGGAGCACGCCAGUGCUUAUAUUGCCGACAAUGGGAAAGUACGCCAUGCUGCGUGCGCCGGGGUAAUAGUUACGCCCAUACUAAAUAAAAAUGCCCCCUCUGCUACAGAUACUCUACCUAUUGGAUUUCGCGUUGAAUUCAACACUCCUGGAGAACAUUCACCUCUGGUUAAUAUAACUAUAUUCAACGGCCUGGUAAUCGCUUCUGCUGGGCCAUCGUAUACACGGUGGAUUGGAAAUUCGACCGGAUGUGUGAUGGGGGAUUGCGGACUGCAGGGACUUGGGACGCUUGAGCAGUUCCAGUUAUGA
This is a messenger RNA of Trichophyton rubrum CBS 118892, 1107 nucleotides long. RefSeq lists its product as uncharacterized. The coding region runs from base 1 to 1107 and encodes 368 amino acids. The record is from RefSeq and is a predicted model, not a curated record. Lineage: Eukaryota; Fungi; Ascomycota; Eurotiomycetes; Onygenales; Arthrodermataceae. The transcript is spliced from 3 exons.